Cladocopium goreaui is the source of this 4561-nucleotide messenger RNA. Lineage: Eukaryota; Dinophyceae; Suessiales; Symbiodiniaceae. The record is from the annotation of a GenBank genome assembly.
GGGCAUGUGCUGCCCACCGGCCACUGCCCAUGUGGAGGGAGAGCCCCACCGCUUUCAGCGCGAGGUUUUUGCGCUCUCUGAGAAGGGGCACCGCCGCGUGUUGGCGCUACGGGAUAGGGAUAGCUUGGGAGACUUCAUCCAGCGCCUGGCAGUGCAGCUGGAUGGCAAGGUGCUGAGUCAAGAGCAGCAGAAUCGUUUUGUGAAUUGGUACUGGCGCUGCUGCAAGAGCCGCCCGUUUCGCCCAUUUCAGGCCAGCUUUCAACAACUACAGGAGACCUUGAAAGAGCAAAGCUGGAUCCUUUGGCACGACCAAAGUCUGAGUUCACAAGAGUGGAAGCUGAAAAUCUACUCCCAGGCAGACAGCUUCAAGCAUCAGCGAGCCGAAUUGAAGGCCUGGCAGAAGCAGCGGCCCCCCUCCACCGAUGCCUUGCUGGAGUCGCUCGAGGCCUGGGAUGGUCGUGAGCUGCAACGAAAGGACGAGCUGAGGCUGCCUUUGCAGAUGCAAGCGAGGGCAUGGCCAAUCACUGAGGAGGGCUUUCAGCAAGCGAAAUUGGCAGGUGAUACCGAGAUGUGUUCCUUUGUGCAGCAGCUACUGGUGUUGAUGGGUGGAAAGGUGCUUCGGAAGGGACAAUUGUUGCCCUUCACUUUCUGGUACCUGCGGGUGGGAUACAAAACGCAUGAAGGUCUAGAAGGCCUCCAGCAAGUGCUACAAGAGCAGACUUGGGUGCUUUUCCCUGAUGACAGUCAAAAGCUCCAGGCCUGGAAGGGCCGCGUGUCCUUGCGGCGGAUGCCCAAGCGAAGGAGGUCGAAGGAUUGGUUCCUGGCAUGGCCCGAGAAAAGGGUGAAGCAGCAGCAGAUGGUGAAGGUCUUGUCGGCCAAAUUCGUGGAGCCCAAGGAGCUUGGGCAAUUGAUCCUCUUUGCUCAUCGCACUUCCCUGAUGACCCCGGAGAUUUUAUCCUUGGCGAUACGACGUUUGGGGCACCUGCAACAGUGGCAGAGCGCCUUCGAACUGCUGUGCUCUGCCCACAACGAACGACUGGAGUCCACUGCACCACAUGUGGCUGCGGUGGAUGUGUGCCGAACCGUGGGUCGCUGGGACAUGGCCUUGGGCUGGUUGUCGGAUGCCAAGACCUGCAACCUCCCGGCAACCAACGUGAGCAACGCGGUGAGUGCCAGCCUCCUACGUUGCAGGGUGGAGGCUUGGGCAACGAUGCUGGAACUGCUAAGGGAUCGCCUGGAAAGUGGGCAGCAAGGCUUGCUGCUGGCAGAUCAGAUCAGCUUUGGCACCGUUUUGGCGGCCUGUAGUCGCUUGCAUUACUGGGCACUGGCUGUGGAGUUGGUGCAACUCAUGCAGACGUCGCGUUUGACGCCUGACGUUGUUCCUUUGUGCUCAGCGGCAGCUGCUUGCAAUCGAGCAGCUGCUUCGAGCAUCUCUGGUGCUUGGCGGUGGUCCUUGUAUUUCUUUUCCCUGGCUCGCUGGGCCGGGCAAACCCCUAAUUUGACGCUGCACAACUGUGCCAUCUCUGCAGUGAGCCAAGUGUCAAAGCAUGGCAACUGGGCAUUAGCCAUGCAGAAACUUCAGGAUCUCAGCACUUCCCGGCUGCAACCGGACCGCGUCUCCUUCUCCACAGCCUGCGCUGCCUGUCAGCGCGCCGCUGCUGUGGAGCAGGGCUGGCGGCUGCUGAGAGAACUUCCACGGCACUCACUGCGCGCCUGCGCUCUCUUCUACAGCACCUUGGUGAUGACGUGUUCCUCCCAGAUGCGGUGGCAGGAAGCGGCGACCUUGCUGCCCCAUUUGAAGAGCGGCAUGGACACACGCCAAGCGUUCUUGGGCUCUAUGGUCAUGGCGCGCCUCUGGCCCGAAGCUGUCCAGUUGUUCGACACCUGGCGAUCCUACCCUGAGCGCGGCCCACCACGGCGACACCUGGAGCGGAAGUCGGAUCUGCUACCAGCCCUGCAGGUGUGCCGCGCCACGGGCGCCGUGGCGCACGCCCUGGCCUUGCUGCGGGACGUCACGGCCCGGCGGUGGCGCAUCGAUGCAGAGGCCUUGGCCAUGGCGGCCAUGGCCGCCAGGAAGGACAGCUGGCAGCGUGCGAUGGCCUUUUGGGACGAGACCCGACAGGUGGGACUGGACUCACCGAAAACUCCGUUUUCGGUGCAGUUUUCGGCGAGAUCGUGGCCGAUCGCCUUGGCUUUGGCGGAUGGAAGCUGCGAGGCCAUGAAUGGUGCGAAUGGAUGGCAGUUCUCGCUGCAACAGCAGCGCCAGAUGGCGCUCGCAGAGCCCGAUGCCCGGCAGCAUCAAGCUUGUGCGGAGCCAUGGUGCUUAGAACACGGCGUGGAAAAGAGUGGCUCAUCCUGGAACUUGGAAAAAAGAGACUCGUCCUCUUCGGUCAUGCAACGCGUCUCCUUCUCCUUAACGGCGCUGGAUCUGCGCAUGGUUGAUCCUGUGAGCUUGGACAGCCUCAACCUUCCCAAGUGGUGCAAAAGUUCUGGAAUCGCCAAGGUGCCGGUGGUGAGGCUCUUUGGUAUCUCUCGUCAAGGCGCCAGUGCCGGUGCCUUAGAUUUGGGAGAGAUGGAGGGUUGCAGCACCAGCCAAUAUUCCACGCCCAGGUUUGCGCCCACGUGCACGGAUCCUGGCCUUUCUUUUAUGCCCGCCGAACUUUCAGAGGAGCUGGCCCAGCAGCUGACAUGUACAGACACCGAUGGCGAGAUUGCCCAGCCGGCCCAGCUAGCUGCGGCCAUUGAAGAUGCGGUGAAUCAGCGGCGCUCGAGAGCCGUGAAGGUGGUGAACCUCCAAUUGGAGAGGUGGCGCUCCGUCUAUGGCCUCCACCUGGCCUUGGCGCCCUUUCUGCGGGUGGAACUCAUGGACCCCCGCGACGUGGAGCUGGUGGCCGCCGCGCUGCAGCAGGGCGAUGUGCCACGCUUGGGCACGGUGCAGGCACACGAAGCUCAUUUGCCAUUUCUUCUUCACUUUCUUUCUGAGCACCACUUGAGCGGCGCGGGCUUGGUACGGGUCAGCGGCACGGAGCGGGCAAGCCGCCUGAGCUGCUGCACGCUGGAGCUUGACGUGAUGGCGCCCGAUGGCAUUGUGAACUGGACCGAGUUUCGGGAGCUGCUGGAGCGCUGCAGGGGCUCGGAAGCGAAGGCCUUGGCGGCCUUGCGAGCACAGCUGUGCCAAGGGCCCAAAGUGCCCAGUUCAGUGCCAAAAAACUUGGCCACAUCCCCUCGGCCGGUGCCUGGGGCCAGGACGCCCUUGGCGCUUCGCGCAGCCUUGCAGCGCUGGCUGCGGGGCGGUGAAGCGCCAUUGACCGAGGCCACUGCGGCCUUCUCGGCCAUGGCACAGGAGAUGGCUACGGAGUGGCAGCGUGCGCAACGCGCGGUGCAGGACAUUGAAGACUUGGCCAAAGGGGGAUCGAAGUUGUCAAAGUUCCGGGAAGCCUCGCCGGCCAGGCUCGAAAAGAUCAAAACGAUGACGGCGGUGUAUUUUGGAGCAACCGAUGCGGACAAAGCAUGCGAUGCGUUGGUGUCCGACCUAUUGAAGGAUGAGGAGGAUGCGGAACAGACGGACGUGCCCGAGGAGCGCAGUGGCGAGGUGACGCUGAACGCCGAGUCGGAAGAGGAGCGACGCUCGCCCAGUGGACCACCAGGCCUGAUCUUGAGCACUACAUCUUCGGCAGUGAAUUCUUUGAGCAGCCCGAGCUAUUUUGAUGGAGGCUACCGUCGCAACUUGGCCAUGAGCCUCCAGGACGAAUGCCUGGAUGAGGAUGAGGAUAACAACUUUGAAGUUGGAGAAGCCAUGGCGCCGGAGUCAUUCGAGAUGUUUUAUCCGCCUGUGGUUGCUCCUCCCAUGGGUCCCGGCCCUGAAUAUGAUGCCUGGUUGGCCCAGUUGCCAUCCAUUGGCUCGGCCAAUCAUUUCCACGGCACCUGCGACCGAUGUUGCUUCCACCCCAAGGGCCGCUGCCACAACGGCUACAACUGCCAGCACUGCCACUAUGACCACGAGAAGCGAAAGCGCAAGAGCAAGAAGAAGAGCGAUGGCAGGACCAACUUGACGGCCCUUGAGCUUGAUGCCCGUUCCAUGGGCUCCCUGCCUCCCACGCCGCAUGGACAUAUGGGGCCACUGAUGCCACCACCACUGGGCUUGGGGGGUUACCCAUUGCCUCCCUAUCCGCAAGGUCACUUGGCACCUCCCGGCCCUCCAGGUCUUCCUGCCUUCCCUCCAUUUGGGUAUCAUGGCGAACCCUUGGCGCCCCCACCAGAUUUCCUGCCCUUGGCCGAGGACCCAUUGACCCCGCCCCCAGCCUGGGAAGACUAUGUGUGCCGCUUGGAAGAAGAGAACCGCUACCUCCGCGGCAUGUUGGUCCAAUAUCUCGGGCCUGGAGCCUCCCUUCCUCCCACCGUGAUUCCGAGCCACCGCCAGCCACCCAUGGAAGGGAUGUCCCACAUGAACCUGGCUCCUGAGUUUGCCAAACCUCAUUUGGAGCCUGCUAUGUCACCUGGUGCUCUUCCAUUUUGUCCCCAGGGCUGGGAUGCCACCCGAGACUUUCAGGUGGUGCCCUGA